AUGCCAUUAAACAAUCAUCAUCACAAUCACAACCAUAAUCAACAACAGCAACAACAACAACAACAACAUCAUUCACAUCGAAAUACAUUCAAUCCAACUAACUUACCAAUCAAUCAUCAUCAUUAUCAACAAUCCAAUCACAACCAUAACCAUCAUCACAAUCACAAUCAUCUCUUCUUUCCUUCUCAUCCUCAAUCAAUUCAACAAGCACAACAACAACAACCAUCAUCUCAAUCACUUCAUCAUCAUCAAUCUCAACUACUACAUCAACAUUCUCUUCAUCAACAUCAACAACACAUCUAUUUACUUCAACAACCUCCUCCUCCUCCCAACCUUCAUCAUCCUCAUCAACCUCCUCCUGUUCCUCAAUCACAACCUUCACAUUUACCACUUCAUCAUCAUCUUCCUCAAGCUCAUCAUCUUCAACCAACUCAAUCUCAACUACAUCAUCCACUACAUCAUCCUCAUCUCGCUCUUCAAUCUCAUCCACUUCUCCCGGUUCCUCAUCACCUUCAACUUCAUCCUGCUUAUUCUCAAUCUCAAGCAUCUCAUCCUCAAAUCCAUCCACUUCCUCUACCUCAAUCUCGUUCAGGUUCAUUCUCUUCUACUUCUUCUCAGCAACACCAUCCUCGAACUCAACCGACUCCAAACUCAAACUUACCAGUCCCUCCUCGACCUCCUCAUUCCAACAAUUAUCUAAGACAGUCUCAUGGAUCAACUGCUGGUCCUUCUCCUAGUCUACUCUCUUCAGCUACCUUCAAUUCGACUCCAAGACACAGUCUUCCGCCUCAUAACCGUCCUAACCUAGUUCCGCUUCCUAGAUCCAUUGAUCCUCGACUUGCUCGUCGUACUGGUUCUCAAUCACAAAACUCUCAACCUAGUCGUCUUUCACUUCCAUCACCUUCAUCGGUGAUUGCUCCGAUUCCUAUUCCUCCAAAACCUUCGACUAUUCAAGUUCCUACUUCACAACCUCAAUCACAACCGUCUACCUCACAGCCACCGAUCAUCACCACCACCACAGCCACUACCACUACUACAAAAGUGGUUAGACCUACUUCAGCAUCUUCAGCAGAUGAGCAAUACCAACUAGGUCUGGCCGGUCCUCAAGCAUGGGGGUAUAUGACCACAUCUAGUAUCGAACACAACAUCUGGCGUGGUUUCAGUGCUUGUAAAUGGAAGAUACCUCUAGUGAAACAGACCCAGGAGAUUCAAGAACCAUUCAAGGAAAUGGUAUCAGAAGAAAUGGACGAAGUCGAAGACCGAUCACCACCUAUUCUCGAUCAUCAAUGGCAAAUCAAAUGGGCUCGAGUCAGAUGUGAUAGUAUUGAGAAUACUAGUGAAUUCUAUCUAGAGCUCGAUCGACUUUCUCUUACCUAUGUCACUGAUUCUCGUACGCUUCAAGAGUCAUGGGUUUACGAGAUACCAGGAGACUUGGUUCCAAAGAAAAAAUCGGUUGCUAAAGAAAAAGAAAAAGAAUCGACUGAUGAAGAUUUAUCGGCUUGCGACGAUGGAUUACGUAGUACGAUUGAUAGUCUUGGAUUCCAGUACUGUAAAGUGAUCGACCAAGGAAUUCUUACAUACUCAUCUCUCUUUCCUACCAUAAGUGAAAGGAUCAAGACGACAAAUGCGAAACCAUUCAUCCCUUAUCUUUCUAGACCUGCCAAGAACAUCACCGGGAAUGAUUUCUUUGCACCUACUCAUCUAUCAGCCUAUAUAUACUUUCUAGAAGCUCUACAACGUUAUCUUUUUAGGAUCCCACUUACUUCACCUCUUUCUUCGAAUCCUUUGAAUGCGAUACCUACUCGAUGGAUUCCAUGGGGAUCAGAUCGAUUACUUUCAGUACCAGUGAUGACGGAUGAACCACUAAGACAUGCACUAGCCAUGGAUUCACCUAGAUUACUGGCAGCUAUUCUACACGCUCCUUCUUCUUUCGAAUUAACCUUGCAGGGUUCUUGUUGGCUAACACCCCUCGCAGCACUCUGUCAACCUGUCUUCUUUGCUCGUCGACUUUUACCUGUACCUACUGAAACACUUAUUCCUGAUGGGUUUCCAUUAAGCUUAGCACCUUUUCCGUGGCUUCGAGCUAGGUUUGUAAGAAUGUUUGGAAGACUUGAUCUUCAGUGUGAACCCCUAGAAAGGAAAUCGAAUCCUACUUCUAGUACUACUGCUUGGAUUUCUCAACACCGGAAACUUGCUAAACUUGAAGAAAAACGUAUUGGAAGGUUUCAAGAGGUUUGGAAACGAAAGAUGAUGAUAGGAAAGUACCAAAGUGCCAAGAAUGAAUCACCAACAAGUUGGUUAGUGUGUAGGUUAUGUGAAGAAGAAGAUGAUGAAACAGGUGAAGAAGUAGUUUGGCCAGUUUGUUUUGCUUUACUUGAUUUAGAAAGCUGGUUAGGAAGAACAGAAGAACCAUCACUUUCAGAAACAUCUUUCUCAACCAAUGAACAUGACGAAACCGAUCCAUUGACACAUCGGCUUGAACUUUCGAUUUCGAGAUUGGAAGUUGCUCAUCGGUUGCUCAGCUCGGCGGCUGGAUCGGUUCAAGGUUUGGCUGAAUCGGCUGGUGGGUAUAUUGAUUGGUUGGCUCAGGAAAGGGAAGUUCAACGUAAGGCUGUGGCUGCGGCUGCUAAGGGGAAAGAGAAGGAGAAUGAGGAAGGUGUGGGUGGGCGAUGUGAGGGGGUGCUUCGAUCUAAGUCUGGAUUCGGUCCUCUUUUAAAAUUAAACUCAAAUACAAAUGCGAAUUCAAAUUCACAUUCAAAUGCGAAUGCAAAUGCGAAUGCAAAUACGAGUGCGAAUGCGAAUGCGGAUGCAAAUGCGAAUGCGAAUACAAAUAUAGGUGGUAUCUUAAAUCACCCUGGUCCCUUGGACAUCAAUCCUCAGCAAUCUUCCUUCACUUCACCUCCGGCAGAUCCACCUUCGACGCGACCCGUGAAACGAAGGCAUGAAGAUCUCGAAGAAGAAGCAUUGAUCAGUAACGACACCAAUCUCACUGGUCCGGAAGAAAUGGAAUGGUGCGAUAAUCUACCUUCUGAGCGAGUUUUGGUCGAGCCUUUUGAUCGUCUUUCGAGCUCUUUACCGGUUUCUUUGGGGGUUGAUGGUCUAUUGGAAGGCAAUGGGGUUCUUUCGUCACCUUCGCCUGUUGCGCUCAAUACCAAUCUUUUCGCCACAGGCUCGAUCACCACUGUUUCGUCGGGUUUACCCACUUCUGAUGAUCAGACUCUGUUAUCAACUGGUCUUGUUGGCUCUUCAUCUUCACAGCUCAACACUGAUAUCAUGCUCACCUCUCAGCAUCCGUCAUCAUCCAUGGAACCUGCAACAAUGAUGCCACGAAGACCGAUGGUCGACCCACCAGGCUACGAGUCAGUUUGUUUUGGACCAGCCCAUUCAGUAAAUGAUGUUCAGUAUCAAGAUCGUAAAGGGAAAUAUGCAUUACCACCUUCACCAUGUUCGUUUGGAGUGGGAUCUGAUGAUGAUGAUGAACUUGGUUCAUUGAGCACGCUUGGAGAGAUUGAAGAAGAACGGAGAAGGAGAUUGAUGGAGACGUCUAGACGACUUGCUCGAGAAAGUGAUCCGAGAGCAAAGUUUGUGAAAUCGAAACAUACUCAUAAUCCUUCGAAUCAUCAAAGACUUUCGGUUCAUGAACCAUCGUAUCGGAUCAGUAGAAGUUCUUUACUUGCUUUGCCUACUUGUCAUGGUCAAGGGAUAACAGACUUUCCUCCUACGCCAAGGUCUUGGGUGCCAUUGGGGUCUUCGAAUGAAAGUCUUGAUGAUUCUAGUGAAGGUGAUGAUGAGGAUGAUGAGCUGCUUGGUAUGGUUGGGGAAGGAGUUGAUGGUGGUCAACCUGGUUCGUCUGAUUCUGAUUCUUCUUCGGAUAAUGAAGAUGUUGAAGGAAAACAGAGUGGGGUUCGAAUGGGAUCUAAAGAAGAUAAAGAAACGAUUAUAUCGAAUAUCUUGAAACUUGAAGCAUCAUUAAAGAAAGUCUUGGAAUUCAAUUUACAUCAAUACAAGAAUCCUAUGAAUAAAGUUGAUCAAACGAAAAAGAAAAAGAAGAAGAAGAAAGAAGAUAGGAUUUCAUCGAGGACGAGGGAUCGGUUGAGGAAUUGGGCAAGUGAACUUGGAUCACAAGUGAUCUAUGAUCCAGGAUUAGAGAGUUUGAUCGAAAGACUUUUACCAAGGAAGGAGUCACUGAAAAGUAGAUGGAUGAACCGAACUGCUAAACCUGAGAAAAGUUUAUCAGAAGGAGAGAUACCAAGGAUCGAAAGGAUUGAGUAUCAUAUACCUAGAAUUGAUGAUUUAAAACUUGGAUCUCAUGAAGAAGAAGAGGAUGGAGGAGGAGGAGGAUCGAACUGGAAAACUUUGAGAGCUACUAUGGUGCUCGUUAAGACUAAUCUAGGACAACAGAAGUUGGGAUUCCCUUUGAGUGAAUUGAAGGAUUGGAGUAAGUUUGGACUCGAACCUGUGAGUGGGAAAAGAGAUGUUUGUGUUUCGGUGGUUUUGCCUAGGGGGAAAGGGUCUGAUAGAGGAAGAAGAAGAAGAGAAAGAGGGAGAGAUGCGGAUGGAAGAGAAAGAGAUGAGGAAGGAAGAGAAGAUGAGGAGGAAGAGGAGGAAGAGGAAGAAGAAGAAGAAGAAAUUAGAGUGAUGAAACGUUGGCUUGAAAAGUUUUCAUUUGCUUAUAAUGCUGGUAAAUUUGGACAAAUGACGAUUGGAAAAGUUCAUCGUAGUGAAUAUUCAUCAACUGAAUUAUCCAAAGAAAUCGAAGAGAUGAUUGAAAGUUUAGAUCGAGUGAAAUCGACUCGACAUGCAUGUUUGAUAGUGAUUGAUAAAGUAGAAGAUUUCAGAGGGAUGAUGAUUGGAAUCCGACAAAUCAAAGGACCCGAUUGUAGACCAGUGACAAGAUUAAUGAUUGAUCGUCAAGAGUUUCAAGAUGAAGAGUUUUCAAAAAUGAUUAAGUAUUCAUUAAGGUUAUAUGAUUCGAUGAAGAUCUUAGUAGAUAGGUUUAGAUCUCCUGGUAUAAGUUUUGAAACUGGAACUGAAACUUCUCCAAAUGCAUCUCAAAUCCAAAGUUCACCAUCUUCUAGUCUAUUGAUGAGAAGUCGAUCAGAAUCAAGUUGUAGUAGUGAUUCAUCUAUCUCUACCAUCGAAAGUGGUGUAGAUCAAUUUAAAAUCUUACCUAAACCUAUCAAACGAUUGUCUUUUGGGUUUGCUUAUUAUUUGAAUGGGUUUAUUAAACCUUUACAGUUGAACUUGAGAUGGCCAGCUAAUGGGAUCGAUGUGAAUUCUAGACAUAGGUUUUUACAUUUGAGUUAUAAACUUUUAAAGAGUGAUGAAGAUCAAAAGGAAAUGGUCAUAGUUUCUUUACAAGAUGAGUUAGGACAAGAGUUUGAGAUUCGAUUGAAGUUUAUGGAACAUCGGUAUCGUAGAGAGAUUAGAAGACGUCAAAAGGAAUCGAAUGAGAAGUCGAAGGAAAUUGGAUUGGAUCAAAAGGAUAGGUUGGAUCUGAUUGUUAAAGUCGUUUGGAAUGAGGUUGGAAAGGUUUUGGUUAGGUCUAGUGUUGAGUGGAGGGUAGUGAUUGGGAAGAUUGGAGUUAUGGAACCUAAUGAAUACAAAGCAUGGUGUGAAUUGUUAUCACGUAAAUUACCUAAAUCAGAUUUAGCAUUUCAUGUAACUUUAUCAUCUAUUAGGUUAGAUGGAUUACCAUUGAUUAGAAGAAGAAAUCUUAGAUCUGAGAUUGGAUUUCAAACUGAUUUGAAGGAGAAAGUUAUGAUAGAUUCAGAGGAAGGAGAAGAAUUAGAAAUCGUAGGAAAUGAAAAAGGAGGGAUUGAAGACAAAAGUAAUGGGAUCGAAAGAGUUUAUGAUAAAGAAUCUGAAGGAAGUUAUUGGAUUAUCAACGAAUCUACUAUCCGAACUCAUUCGAUCAAUCUCAAUUACCAAUCAUCAGAAGAAGAAGGAUCAAUGAAUGAAAGAAUAGUGAAAAGUUUGUGUACAAGUAUGAUUUAUUUUGAAAAAGGAGAAAGGUUUAAUGGGAUUCGAAUUGAAGUUUUAGGAACAGCUGCAAGCUUUCAUUCGGUUUAUAGUUUUAACCUUUUUCAACAUCGUGAAGAGAUGAAUCAUUCAUUGAUUCAGUUAUCUAAACUUAGGAUUUCUAGAUCUUUAGUUUUUAGGAAUGGGGCAAAGGAUCAAGCUGUGCCUGCUCAUUUGUUUGUCAUUGGGUUUUUGGAUAGGGUUUUGGGUGAGUAUUGGGGACGGAUUAGGAGCUUGGCUGAGGAUGGGGAUGUUGAGGUUGAUGAGGAUGAGGAUUGA
Molecule: messenger RNA, 6300 nt
Organism: Melampsora larici-populina 98AG31
Lineage: Eukaryota; Fungi; Basidiomycota; Pucciniomycetes; Pucciniales; Melampsoraceae
Exons: 5
Coding region: 1-6300 (2099 amino acids)
Biological process (GO): regulation of transcription by RNA polymerase II
Cellular component (GO): mediator complex
Molecular function (GO): transcription coregulator activity
Source: RefSeq, a predicted model, not a curated record